AUGGGGAGUUGCUCCUUUUCGACCUCGCGGAACCAAGCGGUUCGUGCCUUGCUCUGCAAAGGCUCCGAAGGAUACGUCAGGAUUCUCGAUUACCAAUCAAGGACCCCGAACUUCGGUCCCCUCGACGACGGCAUCGGUGGUUUCAGAGACGACGCCGCUUCUGAGCUCGGCGAGUUCGGCUACGUUGCGCGACGGCGCGGGAGACAUGUAUGCGGGGAACGGACCGCGGCACCAUGGUCGGGGGUUGUGGAUCGGGAUGAGGAUGGGGAUGGGGAUGGGGAUGGGGACGAGGGGGAUGGGGAUAUGAAGGUUGUGAAGAUUGGUCGGUGGCGGGCGGUCUGUGUGAUACUGAGCAUGUGGGCGCAACUCUUUCUGCAGGCAUCCAAUAUGUCCGGCAUGACCAUGACGCAGUCCACCAUUGCUGACGCGCUCAACUCGUACGCCUCCGCCAUGUGGUUCACGACGGCCUAUCUCAUCGCCGCCUCCGCUCUGUCUCCGCUCCUCGGGCGCCUCUGCACCAUCUUCCCCCUCGCACCCUCAUACUACCGUCCUCUCUCGCUUUUUCGGCCGGCUGUCUGCUCGAGCUCUGUUUUGGAUACAGGCCCCCAUCGCCCUGGCGUCGGGAGUGGGCGUUUUCUCGCCUUGCCUCCCAAUGUCGGCGUGUCUGAGCGGUCUAAGCACGGCUCACUUCGAGAGAAGUUGGUCAAGAUUGACUAUCUCGGGGCAUGUUUGUUGACCAUCACGAUCGUCUUCUUCCUCUACGGUUUGGCUGGGGAUAUCCAGCCAACGCCACUAAUAAUCUCCGUGGGCACACUGGGCAUGUUUGUCUUUGCCGAGUAUUACAUCGCAGCCGAUCCAAUUAUCCCCAUCAAAGUCUUGUCAUCCCGAGGCAUCCUCCUUUCAUGCCUCGCGAAUCUCGGGUUCAUGGCUGCCCGGUGGACCUUGUUAUACUACGCUCCGGUGUUCAUGCUUGCCGUGCAAGGGUACUCGCCCCCGGCUGCCGGAUCGAUCCUCGUCGCCACAAACUUUGGCUUCGGGUCCGGAGGUCUCAUCAUCGGCUGGCUGCACAUACGUCGAGGCGGCAGCUUCUGGCUCCCCUCGGCCAUCAGCAUGGCUGUCUUCUCUGCGACCCUCUAUCUACUAUCAACGGUGGGUUAUCCCAACACGCCGGCCGUGAUUAUGGCGCUGGCGGGCACGCAGUUCAUCACGACGAGCCUGAUGGGCACGGUGCGCGGAUUUGGCGGAAGCUUCGGCACGGCUAUCGGCGGAGGGGUGUUUUACCGGCUCCUGCGCGCUGCGCUGGAACGAGGAUACGCGGAUCUGGACGGCACGCAUGACGGGUUGACCAAGGAGAGGGCGGAGCUCGUCAGAAAGCUCUUGGGCAGCCCCAACCACGUCUUCUCGGGAGGACUGGGCCUCGAGGAACGACAGGUGGCCAUCGAGGGAUAUGCCGGGGCGUCGAGGGCGACGUGGGCUGCGGCUGCGGGGUUGGGCCUCGUCGUCGUAUUCAUCCAGUUGGGUACAGGGUGGACGAGCCCGGAGCGCGAGAAGAACCGCCCGGUGGGGACACUCGAACACAGGGAGGAGGAAGACGAGGAGGCCAGGGCGGCGUUGUUGGAGAGCGAGGGCGUCGGGGAAGCAUGA
Molecule: messenger RNA, 1644 nt
Organism: Parascedosporium putredinis
Lineage: Eukaryota; Fungi; Ascomycota; Sordariomycetes; Microascales; Microascaceae
Source: the annotation of a GenBank genome assembly